UACAACACUACCGCGACUCUGCAGCGAGUGAGGUUCGUCAGAAUACGUUGGUCGUAUGAUGGCGCAACAUGUUGGCCGUCCGUUUACAACCCAGCCGACGAUACUUUUGUCACUGCUCAUCCACGCGCUCGUCUCGCAGCUAGCGAACAACGGUGACAACGCGUCGGCGACGUCCGCCGUCGAGGCCGCCGCUAGCUGGUACACGACUCCCGCAGUGCGGUUCGUGGUGCGUUCGGCGCGCGUGAUCACGCCGUCGGAGCUGUACCUGUCGGUACCUGUCAAUGCCUUCGUCAACGCCUUCGACGACGAUCUCCUCUCAGUCGAGUUCUUCGGCAUCGGGCUCGAUCAUCCCGAUGUCACGCUGCACUGGUCACCGUGGCCGCGUGGCGAGUGCCCACAACAUUCGGACAACGUCCUGAACCUGGUGUGGUUAUCGCACAUGGCCAACCGCGGGAUCUAUCAGUUCCGCACCAAGCUCGACCCGAGUCUCGCUGUUGUCUACUUCUGUAUGAGAAACGACACGGACAAGACCUGGCGGAACCUCGGCGAGAACGUCCUAAUCAGAAUUCCGGUACGAUCGGAAGAGUAUCAUCGCGUGCGACGGGACGAUCCGCUCGAACGACCCGACGAUGAUUCCCCGACGCCGCGGAACAACACAACAACGGACACGCAUAUCGAAGGCUUGCGGGUGGAGAUGGCCGACAAAGAGCCUAGUUACAGUGACGAGGGGAUUCCCGAGAUCUUGGUUGGCACUAAAGCGGUGAUCCGGUUAUUCGGCACCGGUAUCACGAAGGGCACGCUGAUCACCUUCACCGACGUGCAAGCCGAAAGAGGCACUUUCUGCGACAAAAUUAAGAGUGACGAGUUUCCCGUGGAGGCGGUGGAGGGAAGUACAGCGACCAUUAACGUAGUGCUGCCUCCCGGAUCGCCAUUUUAUAUAUGCGCGAAACGACCAGUGCCCGACAAUCUGAAGAAAGAUACGGUAAUGUUUAAGCAUCAAGGGACCGCGUUGUAUAAUACUAUUCGCACGUAUGAGAAACUGUUACCGCUCUGGGUCACUAUCUUGAUCAUUCUCGUUUGCCUAAGUCUUUCUGCACUUUUCUCCGGACUCAAUUUGGGCCUGAUGGCGAUGGACAGAACUGAAUUGAAGAUACUCUGCAACACCGGUACGGAAAAGGAGAAACAAUACGCGAGGACCAUUCAGCCAGUGAGAAAUCAUGGGAAUUAUCUCUUGUGUUCAAUCUUAUUCUCUAAUGUUCUCGUCAAUUCAAUGUUCACGAUACUGUUGGAUGACUUAACAUCCGGAUUAGUCGCUGUUAUCUGCUCGACAUUAGCUAUCGUUAUCUUCGGUGAAAUUUCACCGCAGGCUAUUUGCAGCAGGCACGGAUUGUGCGUCGGUGCGAAAACUAUCUUUCUGACCAAGAUGACAAUGUUAGUGACUUUUCCGUUAAGUUAUCCAAUCAGCAAAAUUCUGGAUGUUAUUCUUGGCGAGGAAAUAGGCAACGUGUAUAAUCGAGAGAGACUCAAAGAACUGGUUAAGGUAACGACCGAAUACAACGAUUUAGAGAAAGAUGAAGUAAAUAUAAUUGCAGGAGCGUUAGAACUGCGGAAGAAGACCGUAGCCGACGUAAUGACCAGAAUCGAAGAUGUAUAUAUGUUGAACUAUAAUGCUAAUCUAGACUUUGAAACUGUGUCCGAAAUUAUGACGUCAGGGUUUUCUCGUAUACCAGUGUACGAAAAUGCAAGAACUAAUAUAGUGACGAUGCUGUAUAUCAAAGAUCUCGCAUUCGUUGAUCCAGCUGAUAACAUGCCACUCAAGAGGCUUUGCGACUUUUAUCAAAAUCCGUGUAAUUUUAUCUUUGAGGAUGUCACGUUGGAUAUAAUGUUUAAACAAUUUAAAGAAGGUCACAAAGGUCACAUGGCUUUCGUACAGAGAGUCAACAACGAAGGUGAUUGUGAUCCAUUUUACGAGGUGAUUGGUUUGGUUACGUUGGAAGAUGUUAUCGAAGAAUUAAUUCAGGCUGAGAUUAUCGAUGAGACUGAUGUAUUUAUGGAUAACAGGAGUAAACGUAAACGACAGAUUCGUCCGAAAAUGCCCAAGGACUUCACGAUAUUCACUGAGAAGAAAGAGAACCAAAGAAUUCACAUCUCUCCGCAGUUGACCCUGGCGAUGUACCAAUACUUGUCGACAAUUGUGGACACUUUUAAACCGGACGUUAUUUCCGAGACAAUCCUGCGACGUUUGUUGAAACAAGAUAUUAUUUAUCAUAUUAAAGUGAAGUCGCGCGAGAAAGCCAAGACAGACCCAGCUACGAUAAUCUAUCAGCAGGGGAAAGCAGUCGACUACUUCGUGCUGAUCCUGGAAGGUCGUGUCGAGGUGACGGUCGGCAAAGAAAACAUGAUGUUCGAGAGUGGCCCGUUCACCUACUUCGGCUCUCAAGCGCUCACUGCUAACAUUGGGAUCGCCGAGUCACCAACGAAUGCAAAUCCGCAGACAACCGGGAGCCUUCAGUCCGUUAAUUUGGAAUCCAUGUUACGUCAUACCUUCAUACCAGACUACACCGUGCGCGCGGUUACCGAGGUGUUCUACGUGAAAAUUAAGCGAUCCUUGUAUCUCGCAGCGAAGCGUGCCACACUUCUGGAGAAGAGCCAGAAAGACCCGUUGCCUAGUCAAGAACAAUUCGACGACGAAGUAGAAAAGUUGUUGCAUUCACUGGAGGAGGACGAUCAUAGUGUACCUGAAUCGCCGGUAUUGCCCUCAGAUAAAGCUGCAGAGAACGAGAAGACAAAGGACAUCGCCCACUCGCCCGUACGCAGUGUAACGGCACCGACGUCGCCGCUUCCGACCAGCACCAGCUCGGUCAUCAAUUCCAAGUUCGUUUCGCCGCGGAACGACGGGAAAACGAAAAAUCUGCCAAUGAAGGUGCAAACGAGUCCGGUGGACGUUCAGAGAAAAUUGGACCCAGACUCGGAAACUGUUGACCGACAUUCAGAAGCCGCGCGCAUGUUGUCAAUUAAGAAGACAUGCGAAGAUGAGGAGAGAACAAAUCUCUUGCCCACUAAGCAAGAUCACUCUUAACAUAUGCAGAACGGCCGAUGACACUCGGUGCUUCCGUCGGUGAGGUCUACUUUGAAAGCUUCAUCGAUCAACACAGAGCGGAACAUACCGGCAUGACAUAUUUUGCUACUGUGGCACUAGGUAGUACUUGACGAAUUAUUUUAGAUAUUUGUCGCGCGGAGAAGAGCGCGUGAGAACCAUCGAUAAAGGGUCCUGGUACUUCGUAUUUUUUAGCGAUUAUUGGCUCAGAGGCUGUACCCGACCGCGACUGGUCUCCUUUUCCUCGUAAAGUCUCUUAAAUCGCUUUGAAAAUUAUAUUGAAAAUUACCUCUUCAAUAGUUCAUGCAAGAGAGAAGACCUCCGAUAUGCAAAGUCCAACCAAUUCUAUAUUGUAAAUUUAUAUUACAGUGUAAGAUAUG
Messenger RNA from Dinoponera quadriceps, 3477 nucleotides. RefSeq names its product metal transporter CNNM4 (gene uex). Lineage: Eukaryota; Metazoa; Arthropoda; Insecta; Hymenoptera; Formicidae. The coding region runs from base 56 to 3079 and encodes 1007 amino acids. Gene Ontology annotation, molecular function: transmembrane transporter activity. The transcript has 14 exons. The record is from RefSeq and is a predicted model, not a curated record. Gene Ontology annotation, cellular component: plasma membrane. Gene Ontology annotation, biological process: magnesium ion homeostasis; transport.